This is a messenger RNA of Orcinus orca (killer whale), 460 nucleotides long. RefSeq names its product translation machinery-associated protein 7-like. The record is from RefSeq and is a predicted model, not a curated record. The coding region runs from base 119 to 313 and encodes 64 amino acids. Lineage: Eukaryota; Metazoa; Chordata; Mammalia; Artiodactyla; Delphinidae. The transcript has a single exon.
AGCACUAACCAUAAAAGGAAAAAUAGAUAAACUGGACUUCAUCAAAAUUAAAAACUUUUGUUCUUCGAAAGACAUCAUUAAGAAAAUAAAAAGGCAGGGGGAAGGGGCAGCAGGCACCAUGUUGGGCCAUGAAGGUGGCAAGAAGAAGUCCUUGAAGCAGCCCAAGAAGCAAGCCAAGGAGAUGGGGAAGGAAGAUAAGGCACUCAAGCAGAAAAAGGAGGAGGAGCAGAAGAAACUCGAGGAGCUAAAAGGGAAGGCUGCGGGUAAAGGCCCCCUGGCCACAGGUGGAAUUAAGAAAUCUGGCAAAAAGUAAGCUGUUCCUGGAAUUCCUUGGUGGUCCAGUGGUUAAGACUUGGCGCUUUCACUGCCACGGGCCCGGGUUCGAUGCCUGGCCAGGGAACUAAGAUCCCACAAGCUGCACAGCGUGGCCAAAAAAUAAGUAAAAUAAAAUUUUUAAAAA